This is a messenger RNA of Adineta ricciae, 750 nucleotides long. The record is from the annotation of a GenBank genome assembly. NCBI's taxonomy places the organism in Eukaryota, Metazoa, Rotifera, Eurotatoria, Adinetida, Adinetidae.
AUGGUUCGUCUGACACCUGAAGUUAUCGAAAAUGCUCCUCAGUAUCUCAAUCCCGUCGGACAAUAUGAACUUUGCCUGCGAGAUCUGAAAAUUCCACUGAUCGAAAAUUUAGGUGCAACAUUGAAUCAAUUCGACACACUCGAUCUGACCAACAAUGAUCUUCGGAAACUCGAUGGUUUUCCAUUUCUACCCAAGAUUAAAACACUCUAUCUGUCGAAUAAUCGUAUCACUUCCAUUGCACAAAAUCUCGAAGAAUACAUUCCGAAUUUAGAUACGGUUAUCUUAAAUAACAAUUCCUUGCAAAACUUAGCAGAUAUUGAUCCGUUAUCAACUUUACCAAAACUUGCACAUGUCAGCUUUAUUGGCAAUCCGAUUGCGAUGACGAAAGAUUAUCGACUUUAUAUAAUUCAUAUGCUACCGAAUUUACGUACACUUGAUUUCAAUCGGAUCACUAACAAAGAACGUGAGUCUGCUAGUAAAAUCUAUAAGUCCAAAUCAAGUAAAAAGAACAAGAAGAAACAAAAUCAGACGAAUACGUUUGUACCCGGUGAACAGUUAACACAACGGCCAGCAUCUCGAUUGACAAAGAAAGAUGCAGAAGCUAUCAAAAAAGCUAUCAAAGAGGCAAAAUCUCUUGAGGAAAUGGAGAAGUUAACAGCAAUGUUACAAGCCGGUCAUAUGCCGAAUCUAAAUAAUGAUGGAAACAAUGCAAAUUCGAAUACUUCAGGAACGAAUCUCAUGGAAAUUUGA